Lonchura striata (white-rumped munia) is the source of this 3274-nucleotide messenger RNA. It is a transcript of the gene TNFSF10, whose product is annotated as TNF superfamily member 10. The record is from RefSeq and is a predicted model, not a curated record. Gene Ontology annotation, cellular component: membrane. NCBI's taxonomy places the organism in Eukaryota, Metazoa, Chordata, Aves, Passeriformes, Estrildidae. Gene Ontology annotation, molecular function: tumor necrosis factor receptor binding. Gene Ontology annotation, biological process: immune response.
GCCGUGAGCCCCCGGAGCCCCCGGAGCCCCCGGCCGGCCCUGCCGCCGCAGCCAGCCCCAGCAUGCUGCCGGCGGGCGGCCCCAGCCCCGCGCAGACCUGCGGGGCCGUGCUGGUGGGCGCCGUGCUGCUGCAGUCCGUGUGCGUGGCCGUCACCUUCCUCUACUUCACCAGCGAGCUCCGACAGCUCCAGGACUCGUACUCCAAGGGCGGCAUCGCUUGUCUCACCGGGGAGGAGAUUGGAAAUUCCAUCCAAAACUUGGAGCUCCUCGACAGUGAAGACAGAGAGGCUGAUCCCUGCUGGCAAGUAAAGUGGCACCUGGGAAAGUUAAUUAAAAAGAUGAUGUCAAAAAGCUAUGAGGAAAACAUAUCUGCAAUCAACGUUGACAGGACUCUGACGCUGCCGCACACGGAGGGGCAGCAGCCGCGCGGUCCCAGCCGCAGGAUCGCGGCGCACCUGACGGGCAGCAGCAGCAGGAGGAGCUCCCUGUCCUCACGCAUAAAUCCCUUUCCCAGAAGAGGAAUUGGACACAAAAUAAACAACUGGGAAUCAUCAAGAAAAGGCCACUCCUUCCUUCACAAUGUGGAGCUGAGAAAUGGCGAGUUAGUGAUACCCCAGACGGGCUUUUAUUACAUCUACUCGCAAAUUUACUUUCGCUUCCGUGAAAACGAGAACGAGGACUCAGAUUUGCUGGGACAAAUCAGAAACCCCAAACAGCUUGUCCAGUAUGUUUACAAACUGACUAAUUACCCUGAGCCCAUUUUGCUCAUGAAGAGUGCAAGGACGAGCUGCUGGUCUAAAAAGGCGGAAUAUGGACUUUAUUCCAUCUAUCAAGGUGGUGUGUUCCAGCUGAAGAGAGAGGACAGGAUUUUUGUCUCUGUCAGCAACAGUGACAUAGUUGACAUGGACAAAGAAGCAAGUUUUUUUGGAGCCUUCAUGAUCAGUUAGAACAUGAAAAUCAUGAUCCCAAAUGGGCCCAGUUUUUUCUAGUAAGGGACAGCUUAAAUUCCUAUAAAAUAGGGGAUCACAAGCAAAAGCUGUAUUGAUACCAAAAAGAGCAGCCUGCCCUUUCUCAGCUCACUCAGCGCAUGCCGAGUUCUGUUCCAGCAGCCAGGAAGAGCAGCAGCAGCUGGCUGGGGGUGGCAAUGCUCUGUGCAGGCACAGGCAGCCAGGCUGGGAAUGUGUGAGGGAUUCACAGCCCUCAGGUGAUACCUUUGGCCAGAGCCCUGGGCAGGUAAGUGCUCAGCAGCAGCAGAGAUGCUCCAGGCUGGCUCAGCUGUGGCAAAAGGGAUGGCGGAUGCUGAGACUGGAUAUCAAAUUUUAUUUGUGCUCUCCUCUGGGACCCCGUUUUGAAUAUAUCAGGAGCCUUUGUACAUAUUGUGCCCAAGUGCCUGUGGAAUUUCUCCCAAAUUUUUUUGAACAGGAGCUUUGCAGAAGCUGCACAUCUUCAUCUCAUCCAACAAAGCACUUAAGCACCUAAUUAAUUUUAAGCACACAAACGGUCUGACUACAUCAGGGUAUCCACAUGCUUGAAAUUAAGUAUGUGCUUAAGCAUGCUCCAGGAUCGUGUCUUGAGUAAACACAUUUGUCUUGUACAGCAUAUUGUACAUAAGAACAGCUGCUGGAAUGACACUGAAGAGCUUUUGAAAUCAAUCUGUGUUUUGAUCAACAUUUUGUAACAGUGCCUAUUUAGUUAAUUACUCUGCUGCAGACAUUCUCACCAGGAUCCCAGUAAGUUCAGUAAUGCAGUUGCUGUUACACUUGUUGACAGCAAGAACUGGAUCCAGAAAAAAAAAGUGGGUUUCCAUAAAUACUGAAUUCUGUGAGAAAUUUGCAGCAAGUUAGGCAUGACAAGAUUCUUCCAUGUUUAUUUGUAUUGCCUGUGUUUGUUAGGAUGUAAUGUAGAAUAACACACCCCAAUGACUAACAUUUUUAGGAAAACGGGCACAACUAUCUGUAGUUACAAAAAUGCUGCUUAUUUAGAUAAUGCUGUAAUUAUUUGAUUUAAUUUUUAGGAAUGGGUGGAAAAUUCUCACAAUGUUUUUUUUAAAAUACAUUUUUUAAAAAAAUGAACAGUAUAUUUUUUACUUCUAUGAAAAUGACUAUUUUGUAUUAAAAGUAUUUGAAAGUUUAGACUGUGGGCACAGUAAAAAUCAGUGUAAAUCAGCACAUCUGUAGCAUUGUCAGUGGAGGAAUAGCAAAUUGCAUCAUGAAUGCAUUUUGCCCAGAUUCACAGGAAACAGUGGGAAAGGUGGAAAAAAAAAAUUGGAGGGAAAGGAAGACAGUUCUGCAAAUGUUGCUUUGGAUGGCAGGAUAAAGUCUGGCUGUCUAUUUUUUGAAUACACUGGGGUUGCCGUGGGAACUCUCCCACUGACCUGCACCUUGUGGUAAUUCAAUCAGAGCAGCCCCUGCUCAUGGGCCUCAGCAGUAAACAGGCUUGGCUCAUCUGCCUGCCCAGGCAGCAGCAGGGCAUCAGCAGACACAGCCCCUGGGUUUGUCUGGCCAGUCACACAAGCAGGUAGCUUGUCUCACUUAAAUGCUGUGUUGGAGCAGCAAGAGAAGAAUUUCAGGAAUACCCUCCUUUUGGCAGGUUGGGGCCAAAAAACACACCAGUGUAAGCUGAAAAUAAUGAGGUUUAACUUCUGCCAGCUGUUUAACAGUGUCACACGUGCUGUGUUCAGUGGCAAUCAAAUAUGUGAAAUUCUUCACUAUUUGCUGGAACACUUUGGUCUUCCUCCUUCUCAAAUGAUCUGUUUUGACAGAGAACAGAAAACAUUUCUACAGUUUUCCUUCUGAUUUCAGUAUUUAAUUCAGAAAUUUUCUCCCGGCCAGAAAGGCUGGAGAACAGAGCCAUUCCCUACAUACCUGUAUGUCUGAUACCUUGGAGAAAAGACUUUUUUGUAGGUUCUCCUUGCAGAUGGACUGGGCUUGGUGGUUUCAGCACAGGACUGACCCCUGCUAGCAGAUUUGAUCACUGCAUGCAGGGCAUAUUGCAACAGGAAUCACACCAAAUAGUAAUUUUCUGAGUGAUCUGAAGGCUUGGUUGCCAGAUCUUAUCUUGGGGGAGGAUUAUCAAGGGAUAUCAGACAGGACACCUUUAAAGAAGAAUGGAAAAAUAUAGCAAAUUUUGUUUGUGCUGUGUCCUGACUCACACUUUUCAUCUCACUUUAUGUUGAAUGACACAUGUAGCAAAUUCUUUUAGGUUGUGUUAACAUGUGACUAUUGUAAUUUUUUUCUACAUGACUUUUAUAUAAAACAUUUUUACUAAAGAGUUA